Molecule: messenger RNA, 4329 nt
Organism: Peronospora belbahrii
Lineage: Eukaryota; Oomycota; Peronosporomycetes; Peronosporales; Peronosporaceae
Source: the annotation of a GenBank genome assembly
AUGGGUGACAGCGCGGCGGCGUUGUGGGAGAGUGAGCUACUGCGUGCGCGUCAGUGGCUUAAAUCUAGACAUAAGGACAAACAGGAGGAGAGCGAGUGGCUUUUUCAGCGCGUGAAGAUGCAUAUUGGCUUUAAGGAUCACCAGCAGUCACUGCAGAGCCAGGCCGUGGCUAGCGAGGACGAAGAUGAUACAGCGCUGGCAUUUCUGGGUGACAUAGACGCGUCAGAUAUGAGUACUCUAUUGCAGGCUGAGGCGGCCAAUAUAGCAGCUGCUGUACCGCUCUUAGAGAUCGUGCCGCCAGUGAAAAGCCACAUGCCAAAUGCAAGGGAUCUGAUGAUACCACUGGAGAUGCCAGUAAACUUGAUAUCACCUCGUUUGAAUUCCAAGUCGGUAUCCACGCUGCAGUUGGAUCCGAAGAGUGCAACGACAACAGACGCUGGUGUGACGUUGGUAACUGAGGCUGAUGUUCAGGAAUUAAUGCAAGAACUAGCAUUGGACACAAUUCAUUUGAAGCAGUUUGAUAUUGAUGAAGAAAAGACAGAGGAGAGUACACCACCACACAUAUUGAAGAACUAUGGAGGGGUGAACACGACAGCAAACAAUGAGGCAAAGCAAUUUAAGUAUAUGCCGCAAGUAUCAUUGAAGAGUCCACAAUCGCCAGAAAAGAAGAAGGCAGAUUCAAUUGCUACAAUGCAGGAAGAUGAUGUUACCGACGAGAUGUUGAGUUGGGUCUCAGGCUAUCGUGACCCGGAGGUAAUUCGACGCAAAGAAAAUAUGCGAAAGAAGCGAAAGAAUACUCGCUGGUACGGUAUGGCGUCAGAAGAAGAAAGCCGUCAGGUCUUGAUGCAGGUUGAGAAGAUCACGCACGAUAGCAAAGAUAACAGUGGCAGUGACGACAACUCGAGCAGCGACUAUUUGCCAGUGGAGGAGGACGAUAAUUCUGGACCAGACGACAACGAAGAGAUUGUUUUUCUUAGUGAUGCUAAUGUGGACAGUGAUGAAGAGAGAGGAAAGUGGAAGAGAAAGCGGUUACAUCAAGCGCGUGGCUCAUUAACGAAAAAACGACCGCACUCACGAAAAUCAAUCGUCACGCGCAAAAAAGUGGUCGAGCAAAGUGUUAUUAGACGCAAUAGAGACAAUUUACAAAAAGUGCAACUAGAAGCUAGUUCUGCAGGGAUUAAAGCUAAGCGCAACCUAGGUGCUGGCGAAAGAGCAUUAACAGAAGCACACCCAAAAAGCACAUCAAGCCAACCGAUUGAGUAUCGGUCCUAUAAAGAUGAAAAAGCCGAGACAAAUAACAGGAACAGUGUGGCGGAAAUGGUGGAUCACACGUCAACGAUCAGCCACGGUGCUGAUUGCGCCAGCAGCAAUGCGACAGAGCCCGAACAGUUGAAGGUUUUGAUCAACUUGCGAGAUUCUCCUCUGAAAGAAACCAAUUCAAGUAACAUGCAACAAGAUCGUGGUCUAGCAAGUGAUUUGAGUAAAGCAGCCCCAGUCUUCACAUGCAGCGAAGCUGCAAUUGGAGAUAGAACUUGUGAAUCGGUUCGCAUCGUUUGUGGAUCAAUCGAAUCAUUUGGAAGUCCAACAGCUAAUGAAAAGGCAAACUCUGACGAUGCUGAUCUAUCGAAGGCAAUGACUUUGAAGGGCACAGAAUUGUUACGUCAUAACCAGGAACAGCGUAAUGAAGCAAGCACUGCUUCUACGACUGAAGUUGUGAUUGGCAACUACUCUGCUGCGCAACUAGAUGAUGCUGCGGUGAAUGCCACGAUAGUAUACAAACGUACCCAUGGCGAAUUGAAGCAGAGCGUAGAAGUGAGCGACGAUGAUGUUUCAGAGGCCGAAACAGAAAUAUUGGAAGACGAUGAGUUGGACACGGACAAUCUUGAGCUUGAACUAAGUGCUGAAAGCGAUGGGAGAAGUAGUAUACCAAUGGACCAAAAGGAAAGUUCAAUGGGUGCCCAGAAGGAUGCUUUAGACAACACGGACGGUGAAAUAAAAACUGAAACGACAGUAAGACACGAUCAACAUAGCAGCGCUGACUCUAAGCAAGAAGCGUCGAACGAUCAGAAAGAGGAUAAGGUUACGGCGUCGAUGACUGGAGUGCAGCAAUUUUUUGAUUUUGUGCCGCUUAAGUUGAAGUCCAAGGUCAAGACAGUAAGCUCCAUAGCCCCAAAGCCAUUACCAUUCCACAGCUACACCGUGACUCACUCCAAGGCAGGGAACAGUUAUGUCGAGAGCCAAUCAGCCAAGUCCAAGAAAACCGGAGUUGUGCCAUCGACGCCAUCACUUGGUUCGAACGGGCUUCGUCCAAGUCAAAAACCUAUCGCAACAAUCACGACAACGAAGGGCAAAUAUUUGUCAACACGACGCUGUAUUAAAGUGCUGAGUGAUACUCCAGACGCCAAGCGACAACCUAAAAGACAGUACACAAUGGUGGCCACGGAGAAAACGAGAAACAGUGGCAUACAUGUUCUUGAUGAUGAACCACUGGCCAUUUUGGCGAAAGAAUUGUCACAAAAUCUAGAAGACACACCACAAACUAGGUAUCUAUCGUAUGGGGGGGCAAAAAAAGCUGAGGAACCUCCAAGUUAUAUAGCAGAGACGCCUCGCCUUGUUCCAAAGUCACGCUUCGGUGGGGGCCUGCAGUCAAGUUCUUCUGCAGUACAAACCUCCUCGGUAGCAUCCAAUGGCCAGCAUUCUCAAAUGAUCGAUAAAACUGUCAUCAGAGGCGGAUACAGGCGAGACCCUCAAAUAAAUAUUUAUGAUGCCCUGCACUUGGAUAGACAAGAGAGUGCUAUUGAUGUUUGCGAAAAGACGGACUACAAACGUCCCAGUCGCUUUAAGACUAUGCAGGCGGAAGCAGCUCGAAAUGGCACACCAAUGGUCAAAAGCCAAUUGAAAGACAAGGAUUGGGAGAAGAUGCCAAUACCUAGGAAAAGAAAGCAAGCGCGUCAAGCUGACGAGGAUGCACUAUUACAGCCUUCAAGUACGAGGGACCAGGGCAGUAAAAGUGAUGCUGGAAAAUCUCGAAAUAAAGAUCGCAAGAAGAAAUCUGCGUCAUCGAAUAAAAGCUCAAGUUAUUACGGUCCGCAAGCUUUUCAACUUGUAACAUCGAGUAAGCAUGACUUGCCUUCACGCGGACAAUGUAGCCGAGAACGCAGCAGCUGCAGGCGCGAGAACGAUCGUAAGAGAAAGCAAUCAUUAUCAUCGCCGUCUAGAGAUCGGAAUCAUUAUGAUAGAAAACGUAAGUCAAGUGAUGGUUACAGGCGUAGAGGUUCGUCUCGUUCAAGGUCUCAUUCACCAAGUCCCCGAAGCCGAGAUUAUCGUAACAAUCGCAAACGCCACCGUUCGCGUUCAAAGUCCCGGUCGCGGGAGAAGUCAAGUGAGCGUGAACGCCGACGUUCCGACCAAACAAGUCCGACCGACCGCGAUCGUGAUUGUCAUCGAAAAACUAAUAGCAAGAAAAAGCGUGUAUCAUUUUCUCCAGAAUACCGCGAUUCGAGCAAAAAGGAAAGGCUAGCUAAGCCGCCAAAGCUAGUUGAAGUUUGCCAAAAUGGUAAAAAUAAAACUGGAGACAUUGAUAGAUUUACCAAGAAGAAGAAGAUAUUUCAUUCCACGGUAGCACCUUCUUCACUAAACGCGCUGACCACGUUGGAUGACGAGGAAGACAACUUGUUUAUCUCAGACUCGGAUGAUGAUGAGAAUGCUUUAAUAAUGGAAGUUGAAGACAUUCGCAUUGACCUGGAUAGCGUUCCAGUUGAUGAAGCUCUGAUCACGAGGCAGGUGUAUGUAACGGGACUGAACCCUACUGUGUGUGCGGAACAGAUUGAGGAGGAUUUUGCACGCUUUGGUGUCGCGGUUGAUCGAGAGACUGGGUUUCCCGCCAUCGAGCUCUUUGCGUGCCAGCGCAACUAUCUCGGUCGGGGUGACGCGUGCGUGACAUUUGAAACAGAAGAAGGAGCACAAGAGGCAGUAGAGGAGCUUAACUUAAAAAACGUGAAGAAUUCGAUGAUUCAAGUGCGACGGAUGGACAUUCAUACCCAGCGCAUACUAACAUUGCAGUUUCGAGCGGUACGAGAGACGUGGAAGUGCACUAAAACACAAUGUCGUGCCAACGUGAGCGUGUGGAACGCCAAGUGCGACAAGUGCGGACGGAAGCGUGUGUAUGGACCGAGCAACAUCAAGAUUGGAGCUGAUUCGUGGUUAUGCUCACUUUGUUUCACCGCAAAUGAAUCAUUCGCCGCGUCUUGCCACGGUUGCAUGGAGUCACUGCCUGAAGUCGAUCGCUCAACCUUUUAUAUACCUCCUGACCCCAGUCGGCUCUAUUAG